This is a messenger RNA of Eutrema salsugineum, 2055 nucleotides long. RefSeq lists its product as uncharacterized. The transcript has 3 exons. The coding region runs from base 1 to 2055 and encodes 684 amino acids. Gene Ontology annotation, molecular function: RNA-DNA hybrid ribonuclease activity; nucleic acid binding. NCBI's taxonomy places the organism in Eukaryota, Viridiplantae, Streptophyta, Magnoliopsida, Brassicales, Brassicaceae. The record is from RefSeq and is a predicted model, not a curated record.
AUGGUUCGACGAAUGAAGCCUCUUAUGCCGGGCCUCAUCUCUGAGUCGCAGUCGGCGUUUGUGAAAGGGCGCCUUAUCUCCGACAACAUCCUUAUUGCCCACGAAAUGCUCCACGCACUAAAGACCAGAGAUAGUUGCUCCAAGCACUUUAUGGCGAUCAAGACUGAUAUGACAAAGGCUUAUGACAGGCUGGAGUGGCCAUUCCUCCGAAAAGCUUUGUUAGCGCUGGCCGUUUGGAAAGAUCAAGCCUUCUCGCGGGAUCAGGCAGGGAGACCCCAUGUCACCUUAUAUCUGUUCAUCAUGUGCUCUGAGAUCCUAGUCCAACUCCUUCAACAAGCGGAAUCUCAAAAAGGGAUAACAGGUCUAAAGGUGGCAGCUGCCUCCCCAGCAAUAACUCACCUAUUAUUCGCUGAUGACAGCCUGUUCUUCUGCCGAGCAAAUAACGAUGAGGCGGACCAUCUUUUGGACAUCAUCAACGCUUAUUGUGUAGCCUCAGGACAAAGCGUCAACCAGGAUAAGUCAACUAUUGUGUUUGGAAAAAAACUACCGACGGAUCGCAAGUUGAGCCUCAAGAUUCGGUUAAGGAUCCCAAACGAUGGAGGAGGUGGUUUAUAUCUAGGACUCCAUGAGUCUUUUUCAGGCUCCCGAGUUGCUAUUCUUCGAUCUCUCACAGAAAAACUAUCCCUAAGAGUUAAUGGUUGGCGCUCUAAGUUCUUGUCCCAGGCGGGGAAAGAAGUUAUGCUUAAGGCUGUUGCUAUGGCAAUGCCGACCUUCACAAUGUCGUGCUUCAGGAUCCCAAAAACCGUUUGCGCGGAGAUGAUUUCUAUUAUGGCGAGAUUCUGGUGGCAAAAGAAUGAAGAGACCAGAGGAAUCCAUUGGGCUGCAUGGCCAAAGAUCAGCAUUCCGAAAAAAGAAGGGGGGCUUGGGUUCAGGGAUAUCGAGUGUUUCAACACGGCCCUUCUGGGGAAGCAGCUGUGGCGAAUGCUUCUGCACCCUGAUUCCCUUCUUGCCCAAGUAUUCAGAGGAAGAUAUUUCAAAGACAGCUCCCCUCUUUUUGCAAAAUUGGGAUCUCGACCGUCUUAUGCUUGGAGAAGCUUAUUCUCUGCACAAGCAAUUCUUCGUGAGGGCUGUGAGAGUCGUGGGAGCAGGGGAGAGCAUUCGGCUAUGGGAAGACCCCCCAGAUCGGCUCUCCCUUUGGUGAACAAUAACCUGGUCCUAAAUGAUCUUCUUUUGCAAGCAGGAAGAGGCUGGGAUCUGAACAAAGUUGCAAUCGCGAUUCACCCUGAAGAUGUUCAGCUUGUAACCUCGGUUAGCCUGGGCUCUGCCUCCUCUGAUGACACCGACUCAGACAGAGACCUCUUGCUUUUAGUCCCUUGGAUCUUAUGGCGGUUGUGGAAAGCUCGAAACAGCCUUUUGUUUUCGUCUGUGGAUGAGCCAGCUACACAAUCCCUGCUGAGAGCUCGAGAGGACUUGGAAAACUGGAAAGCAGGAUUGGCCUAUGAGGAUGACACUUUAUGUGAGGCUAAUCCCACACCUCAAUUAACCCUUAAUAUUGAUUUGUUGACAGGACAAGGCUGGACGUUAUGUUCAGUGGAUGGAUCGUGGGAGGCGUCUCGUUUAUCUUGUGGACUGGGCUGGAUCAUACUGGUGGGUGGAGAAGCAGGGGCAAGAUUGGGAUCGAUGGCCAUCCCCAAUGUCCCAUCGGCUCUCUUCACAGAGGCGGAAGCUUUUCGGUGGGCCGUUCAAUGCCUCAGUCAGACUCCCCACCGGAAAGUUCACAUUUUCUCGGACUGCAAAGAUGUCAUUUCGGCCCUUCAUGAUCCUGCUGCUUGGCCGAGUUUGGCUCCCCUGGUUUAUGAGAUCCUUGAUUUAGGUCAACGGUUUGAAGAGUUUGAGUUUUCUUAUCGGCCCCGGAGGAGUAACCAAGUUGCAGAUGUUCUUGCACGAGCUGCUAAUCAGCUGCAAACUUAUAUACCUUCCCUUGACUUUGUAAUUCCUAGCUGGCUACAGCUUUUUAUUCAGGCUGAUUUGCAAAACAGUGUACUCUCUAUUUGA